This is a messenger RNA of Lindgomyces ingoldianus, 1844 nucleotides long. Its product is annotated as M6 metalloprotease. Gene Ontology annotation, biological process: proteolysis. Bases 415 to 1779 code for a protein of 454 amino acids. The record is from RefSeq and is a predicted model, not a curated record. Gene Ontology annotation, molecular function: peptidase activity. The transcript has a single exon. NCBI's taxonomy places the organism in Eukaryota, Fungi, Ascomycota, Dothideomycetes, Pleosporales, Lindgomycetaceae.
CUCCGGUACCUUGCUUGCUGCGGAUUGGCUCAUUAACUUCCCUUACAGGGCUUUAUACGAUGUUUAAAAUUUCGAAGUUGCAGGGUGCCGCUUGGCAUCCAGCCUCCUCCCAGCCGUCCACAGACAACAGCGCAGAGAACAGUGUCUCAUUGCAGCAAGCCACCGCAAGCUGUCGCCAUCGCCGUGUACGGAAAUAGAGGGUCAAGAUUUGAAGGCCUACUAGGCAUGAAAUGCACUCAACAUAUAAUAAGGAUGUCCAUCUUCACCCUCUAACUAUCUAUCAUCCCCAUCAUUUCCUACAUUCCUCAUUUCCUCAGUUCGCAAUUUUCUUUAACAGUUUCUCAAAGCAUUUCAUACAGACGUUCGCUUUCUCUUGAAGUCUUUAUUUACGGCGACCACUUAAUUCCUGCAAUCAUGCGUUCAGUAUCCAUAUUGUCUUUCCUAGCUCCCGCUCUCCUCUCCGGUGUCUCUGCAGCCCCGUUCAACAACGGUGCUGCAUGUGGCCUACCUGCUAAAGUCACUACCUACGUGACUGAAUCGCAUUAUACUCCUCCCCCCGAGCCUCCGACCACGUCUAUCUCCCCCCCGGUAUCGACCUCACUUCCUCCUACCGCAACCACAUCCAUUUCUCCACCAGAAUCGAGCUCCACAUCGAGCUUUACCUCAAUACCCGUAUCAAGCUCGACUUCGCUACCCGCAUCAAGCUCUACCUCGACACCCGGGCCGAGCGCUAGCUGUCGUCCAACAUCAUGGACCAGAGAGGGCCACGCACCUUCUGUAGGCAAGCUUCGGGCUGCACUCAUUUUUGUGGAUUUCCCGGACAUGCCCGCCAACACCAGUGUCUCAGAGCUAUACUCGCUCGUCGAAACUGCUCCCGCUGAAUUGUACAAGCAGAUGUCGUACGGCAAACUGGAACUCGAACUAGUACCACUGCUCGAUAAAUUCUACCGCAUGCCCGCAGCGUCGUCGUCGUACAACUACAGCCGCGCGCUCACGACCGAAGCCCACCUCAAGUACAUCAACGACGCGCUGACUGCUGUCGGCCCGUCAGUGAGCUUUGCCGGGAUCGACGUCCUCUACGUGCUUCCCGCCAAGUAUGCAUCUGAGAUUUCUACGUCCACUGCCACCAGUGCCGACGUCACUGCACUAGACGGUACAGUCAUCGGAAACUCAGUCACGUUCGGACAGGACUUGUACUUCAGCUGGGGAUACAAGACAGUAAACCAUGAGACAGGCCACACCUUAGGAUUGCCCGAUUUGUAUCCCUAUGUUGGCGGCACUGUGCCUCAGUGGGUCGGCGGUUUCGACCUCAUGGGCCUGAUUGGUGGACAGUCUCCAGACUACCUCGCAUGGCACAAGUGGCAGCUGGGCUGGGUCGCGGACAACCAGGUCGAGUGCAUCGCCAGUGCCGGUAAGACCACGCACCGCCUCAGCCCAAUCGAAGUCGCAGGCGAGACGACAAAGGCCAUCGCCGUGCCACUCAACGGCACCGCCUACCUUCUUGCUGAAGUCCGUUCUGGCCUGGGCAUCGAUGCUGGCGCUUGCGGUACCGGUGUGCUUCUGUACACGGCUAAUACCGCGGUUUCUGGUGGCAGCGGACCCAUUCGCGUUAUCGAUUCCAAGCCAAAUUCUAAUGGCUGUGGUAACAACAACGGUGGAGAGCUGAAUGAUGCUCCGUUGGCCGUCGGAACUUCCUUUAAUACCGGGUUAGGUGUGGUAGUUACCGUCACGGGACAGGAGGGCGAUGAUUAUAUUAUUGAAGUGGAGCAAAGGAUUUAGUAGUUGGGUAGAAUAUCUGACUUUGAAUUUUAGACUUUCUUGUACAUACAUACGGAAACUUCAUU